CUUCUGUAGGCCGCAGGUUGUUAUUGGUUAGCACGUGUGCCUAGAAUUUUCAGUUUUUUCAAGUGUUUUAGUGACCUUUUGUGACUUAUUGUUGUGUUUGUGUGUUGUCCUUGUGUUCGUUACCAGUGUUGUACUGUUGUUUCGAUGUGACAGAUCUGAUGGCUAUGGAGGGUCGGCUCUCCUCGUUAAUAAUCGUGUUCCACUGUCGACCUUGGCACUUUCUGCUCUGGAUGGUGAUAUGAAUAUAGUCGCAGGUAGAGUAGAAGGUAUCACAGUUUUAUCUGUCUAUAUCUCCCACCCACAGCACAGGUUCUUAGCUACUAUUAGAGAUAUUCUGAACAACAUUGUAGGACCCGUGCUUGUCAUGGGUGAUUUUAACUGUCACCAUUUUAGAUGGGGUUCCAAUCGCUGUGAUUCCUUUGGGGAAGGUUUGGUAGAAAUCUUAGAUGACCUAGACCUUUGCAUCCUAAAUGAUGGUAGUCCUACUCGUAGAUCCCUUCCCGGACAGCAAAAGAGUUGCGUAGAUCUCACAUUCUGUUCCGUAGAGUUGGCGGCAUCAAUUCAUUGGCAAUGUACUACCCUUACGCAUGGUAGCGACCAUUACCCCAUUGUUAUAACUUUUCUUAAUAAAACUUAUUUAGAGAAAACUUCUCCUCCACUAUUGAAGUACAACUUGUCCAAACCCGAUUGGUCGAGGUUUGCAUCUUUACUGGAGGAGAAAAUUAGUAUGCUUCCAAAUUUAACUUCAAGUUUCCAAGAUUUUAAUGGUCACUGCCAUGCUAAGAACUGCUACGAUGGCUUUAUCUCGGCCAUAAUUUCAAGCGCAGACUCUAUCUUUCCGUUGCGCAACUGUGCCAGAAACAAGAUCCCAUCACCCCCAUGGUGGGAUCAAGAAUGCACAUCGGCUGUUAAAGAAAGGAAAGAGGCCGAAAAACAGUACAAUGAUGCGAUGAAUAGCGACAAUCUUAUACGGUACAGACGAGUGUUGGCUCAGUCUCGGCGGCUUCUUCACAAGAAGAAACGUCGAGGUUGGGUCAAGUUCUGCACUUCUCUGUCCCCUUCCACUCCCAUAUCAGCAGUAUGGAAGAGCAUUCAUCGUUUUAGGCGAGGCUGCUCCCCAUCUAUCUCUUCCCCCAUCACGCGAGAAACUGCUGAAUCCUUUUUCGACAAAAUUGCUCCAGCCUAUGUUCCUUCUUCCUCAGAACUUCUGCUCCCGCCUGUUAAUAUUUUGAAUGACCCCCUGGAUGAACCUUUUUCAUUGGAGGAACUUGAUGCGGUAUUACGUCAUGUUAGGGAUACCGCCCCUGGCAUGGACGGCAUACCGUAUUCAUUUGCAGUUCACUUCGGUUCUGAUGCUAAACAAUAUUUUUUAGGAAUUAUAAAUUAUUGUUACCAAUUUGGUUGGGUUCCUGACCAGUGGAAAAUUCAGAUAGUCAUUCCUCUUUUGAAGCCCGGCAAGACUGCUGAUGAUCCGAACGGCCUUAGACCAAUUGCGUUGUCCUCAGUUUUGGCCAAGUUACUUGAACAUUUAAUUAAAAACAGACUUGAGUGGUUGGUAGAGUCGAGGGAUUUACUGCCGAGUAAUCAGUUUGGCUUCAGAAAGGGGCUGAGUACCAUGGACAGUGUGGCAAUUCUGGUUACCGAUAUCCGUACAGCCUUUUCCAAAAAUGAAUCCGCUGUAGCCACAUUCCUUGACAUAUCUUCCGCAUACGACAGCGUCCUUCUUCCAGUUCUCAGGCAAAAAUUGCUACAGCUGAGGAUUCCGGGUAAGAUGGUACAAUGUAUAUGCGCACUCCUCAUGUCUCGCUUUUUGAUGCUCAGAGUGCAGGGAGAGGUAUUUGAGGUGAGACAGACGUGGAAGGGCCUUCCUCAAGGUUCAGUUUUAAGCCCUCUACUGUACAACCUGUACACAGCAGACAUCGGCUCCUGCCUCAAUUCUGACUGUCAACUUCUACAAUACGCCGACGAUCUAGUGUUGUAUGUAAUCAAUCCGUCAAUUGCGGACGCUGCCUCAUCUCUCUGUCUCUCCCUGGACUCUCUGCACACAUGGCUUUUGGACCAUGGCCUCCAAUUAUCUGCCCCAAAAAGCUCGGUAGUGAUUUUCUCCCGAAAGCUGCUGAUCCCUCAGGUUUCCGUUAACAUCCAAGGACAAGGCAUCCCCAUAGCGAAAAAAGCUAAAUUUUUAGGCGUUUACUUAGACUCCAAAUUAUCCGGCAUUCAUCACAUAAAUUAUUUAAUUAAGAGAUGCGAAAGAGCAAUUUCCAUUCUAAAAGCUCUCGCAGGUGUCUGGUGGGGGGCCCAUCCCUUCACCAUGAAAUUAGUCUAUAAUGCUUUAGUCCGCAGUAUCCUGGACUAUGGGUCACACCUGGUGAUUCCAGGUAACAAAGGUGCCUUGGCCGGUUUAGAUAGGAUCCAGUCUCAAUGCCUUCGAAUCAUCUCAGGUUGCAUGAAGUCGUCGCCUAUUAACGCCUUACAGGUCGAAUGCGCUGAACCCCCCCUAGCCCUAAGACGGCAGUAUCUCGCUUCCCGAUUCCUAUCCAGGGUUAUUCCCAAGUCAUCCCACCCUCUCAUCCCAAAACUCAGAGAGCUCGACACCCUAUGUCACAGUUCAAAAUAUUGGGAACAUAAAGAACUCCCCCUUUUCCUAAAAGCAUUCCGAUUUUUCCAAAAUUUAGAAUCCCCUAUUACAUCACAUCCCAGACUUCCCUUAUUUAAUUACUCAUAUGAAGUACUUUGCUUUACUCCUAAAAUAUUUUAUAACAUUGGCAUAUCUAAAAACUCCCCAUCGGCAAAUUCGGCCUUUAAUGCGGUUUUGGGUGAACGAUGGACUGGGUUUCAAAGGUUCUUCACGGAUGCUUCCAAAUUUAAUAGUGGUUAUACUGGGGCCGCGGUUUAUUAUCAGAACUCGAAAAUCAUUCUUAAAUUUAGAUGUCCAAAGGAGUCUUCUAUAUUUACAGGCGAGUGCGUGGCAUUAUUGGAAGCUUGUCGCUUUAUAGAGUCCCAUGAGAUCAACUUUGGAGUUAUCUUUACUGAUUCCCUUAGUUGUCUCCAAGCCCUAUCCCAGAAUUCCUUUCGAACUAAACUCCAUUGUCCUAUUGUCCUGGAAAUUAAAAAUUCCCUUUACUCCUGCGAUAGGCAAGAAAAAGUAGUCCACCUAGUUUGGAUUCCCAGUCACUGCGGUAUAAAGGGAAAUGAAUGUGCCGACGCCUUGGCCAAAGACGCAUGCACAUCUGAGUCAGCCGACCUUGCACACUUCUCCCUUCAAGGGCAUGACCUACUAAACCUCCCUAAAUUGAGUCUUGACACCUCGUGGCAGGAAUGGUGGAAUAUCUCCAGCAAAAAGAAAGGCAGCUCCUAUUACGCUAUCCAACCGGUUGUAAAACCAAAACCGUGGUUCUCCGUUUUAAAAAUACCCCAAACAGGUUAUUUCAGUCCUGUGCAGAAUACGGAUAGGUCAUUGUUGCACUCCGGUCUUUUUGCGCAAAAUUCGGGUGCAGGAUUCGUCCCUCUGCGAGUGCGGAUUAGAUGA
This is a messenger RNA of Helicoverpa armigera (cotton bollworm), 3529 nucleotides long. RefSeq names its product probable RNA-directed DNA polymerase from transposon BS. NCBI's taxonomy places the organism in Eukaryota, Metazoa, Arthropoda, Insecta, Lepidoptera, Noctuidae. Bases 239 to 3529 code for a protein of 1096 amino acids. The transcript has 2 exons. The record is from RefSeq and is a predicted model, not a curated record. Gene Ontology annotation, molecular function: RNA-DNA hybrid ribonuclease activity; nucleic acid binding.